Messenger RNA from Lemur catta (Ring-tailed lemur), 2377 nucleotides. It is a transcript of the gene LARGE2, whose product is annotated as LARGE xylosyl- and glucuronyltransferase 2. Gene Ontology annotation, biological process: protein O-linked glycosylation via mannose. The transcript is spliced from 14 exons. The record is from RefSeq and is a predicted model, not a curated record. NCBI's taxonomy places the organism in Eukaryota, Metazoa, Chordata, Mammalia, Primates, Lemuridae. The coding region runs from base 224 to 2287 and encodes 687 amino acids. Gene Ontology annotation, molecular function: glucuronosyltransferase activity; xylosyltransferase activity.
CUGUCCCGCUCCCGGGCGGGCUGCUGGGAGCGCAGGGCCCGGGCCCGGGAGCAGCUGGGGCAGGUGAGGGUGGCGACGCAGCGCGGGAGGGACUAGCGGGCGGCCGUCGGGUCCCGCCGCCCAGGGCUGAGCCGCCUCCUCUCUUCCUCCUCUGCACGCAGGGCCCGCGAUGGAGCCGGCAGCCGGGGGUCGCGCGCCGCCCUGAGCGCCCCGGCCCGCGGCCAUGCUGCCCCGAAGGCGCCCCCGGGCGCUGGGGGCCGCCGCGCUGCUGCUGCUGCUGCUGCUGCUGCUGCUGAUCGGAUUCUUCCUGUUCGACGGACGGCUGCGGGCAGCCGCUGCCCUCGACGGAGACCCGCGGGCGGAACAGGGCGGCCACAACCGCUCCGACUGCGGCCCGCGGCUGCCGCCCAAGUGCGAGCUCUUGCAUGUGGCCAUUGUGUGUGCGGGACAUAACUCCAGCAGAGAGGUCAUCACAUUGGUGAAGUCCAUGCUCUUCUACAGGAAAAAUCCGCUGCACCUGCACUUGGUGACUGAUGCCGUGGCCAGAAACAUCCUGGAGACACUCUUCCACACGUGGAUGGUGCCCGCUGUCCGUGUCAGCUUUUAUGACGCUGAGAAGCUCAAGCCCCAGGUCUCCUGGAUCCCCAACAAGCACUACUCUGGCCUCUACGGGCUAAUGAAGCUGGUGCUGCCCAGUGCCCUACCCCCUGGCCUGGCCCGAGUCGUUGUCCUGGACACAGAUGUCACCUUUGCCUCUGACAUCGCGGAGCUCUGGGCACUCUUUGCUCAUUUUUCUGACAAGCAGGUGAUCGGGCUCGUGGAGAACCAGAGCGACUGGUACCUGGGCAACCUCUGGAAGAACCACAGGCCCUGGCCUGCCUUGGGUCGGGGAUUUAACACAGGUGUGAUCUUGCUGCAGCUGGAUCGGCUCCGGCAAGCCGGCUGGGAGCAGAUGUGGAGGGUGACAGCCAGCCGGGAGCUCCUCACCCUGCCUGCCACCUCACUGGCCGACCAGGACAUCUUCAAUGCUGUGAUCAAGGAGCACCCGGGGCUGGUGCAGCCCCUGCCCUGCAUCUGGAAUGUGCAGCUGUCGGACCACACGCUGGCCGAGCGCUGCUACUCUGAGGCCUCUGACCUCAAGGUGAUCCACUGGAACUCACCAAAGAAGCUUCGGGUGAAGAACAAGCACGUGGAAUUCUUCCGCAACUUCUACCUGACCUUCAUGGAGUACGAUGGGAACCUGCUGCGGAGAGAGCUCUUUGGGUGCCCCAGCCAGCCCCCGCCUGGGGCCGAGCAGCGGGCCCUGGCACAACUCGACGAGGAAGAUGCCUGCUUCGAGUUCCGGCAGCAGCAGCUCACUGUGCACCGUGUGCACAUCACCUUCCUGCCCCAUGAACCACCACCCCCCCGGCCUCACGAUGUCACACUGGUGGCCCAGCUCUCCAUGGACCGGCUGCAGAUGCUAGAAGCCCUGUGCAGGCACUGGCCGGGCCCCAUGAGCCUGGCCUUGUACCUGACAGACGCAGAGGCCCAGCAGUUCCUGCGUUUCGUCGAGGCCUCCCCAGUGCUCUCUGCCCGGCAGGACGUGGCCUACCAUGUGGUGUACCGAGAGGGUCCCCUCUACCCUAUCAACCAGCUCCGCAACGUGGCCUUGGCCCAGGCCCUCACGCCUUACGUCUUCCUCAGUGACAUUGACUUUCUGCCUGCCUACUUCCUCUAUGACUACCUCAGGGCCUCCAUCGAGCAGCUGGGGCUGGACAGCCGGCGCAAGGCGGCCCUGGUGGUGCCGGCAUUCGAGACCCUGCACUACCGCUUCAGCUUCCCCACUUCCAAGGCAGAGCUGCUGGCCUUGCUAGACGCCAGUGCUCUCCACACCUUCAGGUACCACGAGUGGCCCCAGGGUCAUGCACCCACAGACUACACCCGCUGGCGGGAGGCUGAGGCCCCAUACCGUGUGCAAUGGGCAGCCGACUACGAGCCCUACGUGGUGGUGCCUCGUGACUGUCCCCGCUAUGACCCCCGCUUCGUGGGCUUUGGCUGGAACAAGGUGGCCCACAUCGUGGAGCUGGAUGCACAGGAAUAUGAGUUCCUGGUGCUGCCUGAGGCCUUCACCAUCCACCUGCCCCAUGCUCCAAGCCUUGACAUCUCCCGCUUCCGCUCCAGCCCCACCUAUCGUGACUGCCUCCAGGCCCUCAAGGACGAGUUCCACCAGGACUUGUCUCGCCACUAUGGGGCUGCGGCCCUCAAAUACCUCACUGCCCUGCAGCAGCCCCGAAGCCCAGCCUGAGCCUACUAGGCAUGGGCUCACCCCUGCCCCUCGCCUUGGCUCCCACGUGCACCCCUGCAGACACUGGAGCAACCUUGCCACCCUGCCACC